Molecule: messenger RNA, 1900 nt
Organism: Leguminivora glycinivorella
Lineage: Eukaryota; Metazoa; Arthropoda; Insecta; Lepidoptera; Tortricidae
Product: thioredoxin domain-containing protein 5 homolog
Exons: 9
Coding region: 575-1711 (378 amino acids)
Source: RefSeq, a predicted model, not a curated record
UUUAAAAUUAUACAUUUUUUAUGGCACAUUUUGAGAUUAAAUGGUAUGGUGGAUGUAGGUAAUCUUGCGAAACCACAUUUCAGAAUCUCACUCACUCGGGAUGGGACUCAAAAUAAGAAUCGAAUCAAAACUAACUUCAAUCUCUCGUUGCACAAAUAAUCUACUCUUCUCUACAUGGUCAAUGCUUAUGUAAUGAAACUAUAUUUUCAAACUAAAGAUCUUACAAGCCUGUCUCAUGUUCUGAUGUUGACAUAAACUAUAUGACAAGAACAAAACUCGUACCACUGGUGAUCUGAUUUUUCAUAACAUCGGCGGACAUUUAUUGAGUACAAUUCGUUACAGUCGGUAGUAAAAUAGUUACCCUCCUGAGUCACCUACGUUUUGUUGUAGGUACAUUUUUUUUAACUGUCAUUAAGUAACUGAAAGUUAAUUUUGAAACAAAUGCUUCAGGGUCUCAUAGACUAUUAAUAAAUUUAGAAAAAUGUUGUCAGUGGCAGUAAGUUAAGUGCCUAAAUUAUAUAAAUAGCUAUAAAGUGUUCCUUAGUGUUGAAAGUAGUUUAAAUUUAAUUUAAAAAUGAAGCGGGAAGUGUUACUGAUGGUCCUUAUUUCGUACGCCGUGGCUCAGCUUAUGAUAAGACCAAUCAAAGUGUUAAAUGUAGAAAGCCACUCCGACUUACACGCAAAACUAAAAGAUGCUGGAGACAAACUGGUGGUGAUAGGGUUCCUCCCACGCGCGUGCCCGCACAGCGUGAAGAUCACUCCACAGUAUGAGAAACUGGCAUUACAGUAUGCCCACUUCGUCGUGUUUUUGAGGGUAUAUGAAGAUCAUGAUGACAUUUUCGUCAAGUAUGACGUGAAGUCGGUGCCAACCUUCAUCUUCGUUAGGAAGAAUGAGCCAUUGAACAAACGUACCAGUAAUAUUGCUGAUAUUAUAAGUGUAAUAGAGGCAGUGAAGGCAGAAGACCAACUGCUUAACACGCUUAACACGACACAGACUUUGGACAAUGGUGGCGUGCUAUACGACGUUGAAUGCCACGAUGAUAUGAAAGGUCGGCUCGCAGAAGCGAAGGACAAGCUUGUGGUGCUAGGGUUCUUGCCGAGCUACUGCGCUCACAGCUAUAUGAUGAUACCGGAGGUUCAGGAGCUUGCUAAGAAGUAUGCUAAGACCACGUCGUUCCUUAGGAUCAAGGAAGACCAUGACGACAUCUACGAAAUAUUCGGCAUCCACACAGUACCGACGUUUAUCUUCUUGCAGAACAAGAGGAAACUGCUCGUCCGUACUGGCGCCAGCGUCAAACAACUCGCGGAUACGGUGGAGGGUAUUCUAACUGGCGACUACACUUCGACUACAACUACCACAGAGGCGCCAAAGAGCCACAUAAUCGACGUAACCAGCCCUCAAGACUUGAGGCAGAAGAUAGCAGCCGCCGGUAACCAGCUGGUCAUCCUCGCUUUCAUGACCAAAUGGUGUUCCAAGUGCAAAAAGAUACACCCCAAGAUUGAGGCCAUGGCUGAUGAGUAUUACGGCACGGUGACAUUUUUGAAGAUCGACGACGACAUUAACACCAGAGACCUCUACGCAGAGUAUAGAAUCCAACGCGUGCCGACAUUCGUCUUCAUAAGAAACUCGAGGAAAAUCAACCAGUACGAGGGGACGAUGUACGACAAAAUUAGAUCGAGGAUAGAACUGCAGGAUUUCUUGAAUUUUUGAGACUGAACAUCUUCUUCUUCUAACUUGAGAGCUGUGCUCUUUGGAGCAAUCUCCAACUCGUCCGGUCCUCUGCCAACUCCUCACCUUCUGGUACGACACGACCUGAACCUUUUCCUUAAUUUGGCUGAAAUAGUUUCUCCUAGGUCUUCCUCUUGCCCUCUUUCCUUCUACUUUUCCUUCUACGAUGUU